Messenger RNA from Schistocerca americana (American grasshopper), 867 nucleotides. RefSeq lists its product as uncharacterized. NCBI's taxonomy places the organism in Eukaryota, Metazoa, Arthropoda, Insecta, Orthoptera, Acrididae. The record is from RefSeq and is a predicted model, not a curated record. Gene Ontology annotation, molecular function: odorant binding; olfactory receptor activity. Gene Ontology annotation, cellular component: plasma membrane. The transcript has 3 exons. Gene Ontology annotation, biological process: detection of chemical stimulus involved in sensory perception of smell; sensory perception of smell. Bases 1 to 867 code for a protein of 288 amino acids.
AUGGGUCUCUGGCGACCUGAAGAUGGGGCCGUACUGAGCGUUUCCAGCGUGCUUGCCUCCGUCACUUUGGGCUCCAUCGCCUUCCCAGUGGUCUGCAGCAUCCUCAAACUGUGCGUGGAUCCUCCUCAGCCCCUGGAGGAAGUCACGCUCUGCGGCUUCGUCGCUUGCAUGGAUUUCGGAUUUCUAAUCAAGGCUGCUCUCUUCAUUAAACAAGGAGCCACGAUGCAUCAACUCGUCCGGCUGUUAUGGGAAACCAGAGGAAGAUACAGCAAUGGAUUAAACAACGAGAAGACUCGCGCCCGCUAUGAGAAACUGGUGGGCCGUUUGUACGUUUACAUGCAGAUGGUGGUGGUGCCGGCGCUGCUCUGCUGGGUCUCGUCGCCACUGCUGUCCCAAGUUUUCCUCACCUCCAGAGAGGACGCUCCAGACGGUUCCAGACAGCUUCCCGUGCACGUCUGGCUGCCGGCCGAUGUGAAUCGCUCGCCAACUUAUGAGAUUCUGUAUGUAGCGCAGUCGUUCAGCCUGAUGGUGUUGUCUCAGGCCACUGUAUGCAUGGACGUUUUCUUUGUGCACCUCAUGCUCAUGGUUGCAGCUGAGCUGGAAGUCUUAAAUGACAACAUUUCAGCUAUGGAACAAGGACAGCUGCAGCGUGGUAGAUCCAGAUAUGAUGGUACUACCAUGACUGACGAUCAAAACAUUGAUGAACGUGAAUUUAUCAGAGGUGAUCGUCUCCAAGAUGUUGCUCUAACGUCAUCACUACGUGCCGAGGAUAAACAUACGUAUGCAGAACUUGUGAAGAACGUUCACCAUCAUCAGCAAGUUCUGAGGUUAGUACUGCUGGCAUCUCCUGCACUAUAUACAGGGUGA